GUGUUAAAUCAACUCGAAGUGUUUAAUCUGUAAGCCUAAUCCUACAAAGACAGAAGAGAGAAAUGAUGAGUUACAUAGCACUAGCCUCUCUUCUUUGGCUUUCAGUUUCAUUUUCAACUUCCAAUCCAACUCACGAAACUUUUAUGCAGUGCAUGUCUACACAAUUUGGUGCCUACACCAAAUCUGUCCAAAUAGUAUUCCACACAUCAAACUCCUCUAUCUAUUCAAACUUGUUGCAAUCUUCACAACAAAACCCUAGAUGGUUGAAUUCAACAACAGCUAGACCUCUACUUAUCAUUACACCAUUCCAUGAGAGUGAAAUCCAAGCAGCCAUUCUCUGCAGCAAAAAGCAUGGCUUACAAAUCAGAGUCAGAAGUGGAGGCCACGACUAUGAAGGCCUAUCCUACCGAUGCAAAACCCCAUUUAUAAUUGUCGACCUCAUCAAUCUUCGAUCAGUUGAGUUAAAUCUUGCAGAUGAAACAGCCUGGGUUCAGUCUGGGGCAACACUUGGGGAGCUUUACUACAGGAUAUGCCCCAGUGUAGGGGUAGGAGGGCACUUUAGUGGCGGUGGAUUUGGUACCUUAUUAAGGAAGUACGGCCUUGCAGCAGAUAAUGUUCUAGAUGCUUACCUGAUUGAUGUUAAUGGAGAAAUUCUUAACAGAAAAGCAAUGGGAGAGGAUUUGUUUUGGGCCAUUAGGGGGGGAGGUGGAGCAAGCUUUGGAAUCGUUCUUUCAUGGAAAAUCAAGCUGGUUCGACUGCCGCCAAUAGUGACAGGCUUCACCAUUUCUAAAACACUUGAGCAAGGUGCCACCAAGCUUGUCAGCAGGUGGCAAUACAUAGCAGAUAGGCUACAUGAAGAUCUCUUUAUUAGAGUCAUAGUUCAAGAUGUGGGUAAUGGGAGUAAAAAAACUAUCCAAGCUUCCUUCAAUUCACUCUUUCUUGGAGGAAUUGAGAGACUAAUUCCAUUGAUGAAUGAAAGCUUCCCAGAGUUGGGACUGCAGGCCCAAGACUGCAAUGAAAUGAGUUGGAUACAGUCCGUACUCUAUUUUUCCGGAUACCAAAAGGGGGAUCACUUGGAGGUCUUACUGGACAGGAGCACUCUCUACAAGAGCUUCUUCAAGGCGAAAUCUGACUUCGUGCAGGAACCCAUACCAGAAGUUAUACUGGAAGAGAUAUGGGAAAGGUUUCUGGAAGAACAGUUAGUGUUCAUCAUCAUGGAUCCUUUUGGUGGACAGAUGAAUGAGAUUUCCGAAUCUGAAAUUCCUUUUCCUCAUAGAAAAGGAAACAUUUACAACAUACAGUACUUAGUGAAGUGGGAAGUAAAUGGGAUUACGGCAUCCAGCGAGCACAUAAACUGGAUUAGAUUGCUUUAUGACUACAUGAGGCCUUAUGUUUCCAAACAUCCUACGGCUGCCUAUCUAAACUACAGGGAUCUUGAUUUAGGUGCCAACAAGCCGGGUAACACAAGUUACUUGGAAGCACGAGUUUGGGGCACAAAGUACUUCAAGGGUAACUUCAAGAGAUUGACGAAGGUGAAGACCAAGGUUGAUCCAGACAAUAUCUUCAGAAAUGAACAGAGCAUUCCUGUGUGUACUGCACCCAAUUUCUUCGGAUGCAAUUAA
Messenger RNA from Juglans regia (Persian walnut), 1622 nucleotides. Its product is annotated as berberine bridge enzyme-like 22. Bases 63 to 1622 code for a protein of 519 amino acids. Gene Ontology annotation, molecular function: FAD binding; oxidoreductase activity. The transcript is spliced from 2 exons. The record is from RefSeq and is a predicted model, not a curated record. Lineage: Eukaryota; Viridiplantae; Streptophyta; Magnoliopsida; Fagales; Juglandaceae.